This is a messenger RNA of Acanthoscelides obtectus, 1697 nucleotides long. Lineage: Eukaryota; Metazoa; Arthropoda; Insecta; Coleoptera; Chrysomelidae. The record is from the annotation of a GenBank genome assembly.
AAACUAUGUCGGCAGGAAAAAGAAAGCAAUGGCAGUCUGAUGAGCAGUCUGAUGAUAUGCGCAAAGCAAUUGAAGAUGUUAGAAGUAACAGGUUGGGCUAUUUAUUUGCAAAACGUUAUAACGUUCCACGAGCAAUACUUCAUCGCUUGUGCAAUAAAGAAGGUUCUCCUGAUACUGUUUCCAGUACUACAUUAGGCCGAAAAACAGCUUUGCCACCGGAAUUGGAAACAGAACUAGUGAAGUAUUUGUUGAUCAUGGAUCAAAUGUAUUAUGGAUUAACCAGAAAAGAUUUGCGAUCCAUGGCUUUUCAGCUGGCUCGACGCAACAGCCUUCCACAUCCAUUUUCAUUUUUACGGGAAUCAGCUGGAAAAGACUGGUUGUAUGGUUUUAUGAAAAGGCACAAAGCUUCUUUGAGCAUUCGAAAACCAACUGGUACUUCUCUAAAUAGAGCUCUCGGUUUUAAUAAGGAAGACGUCAAUGAGUUUUUUAACCUGCUUGAGAAACUUAUGACAGAAAAAGACUUUCAUUGUGACAGGUUUUACAAUGUUGAUGAGACGGGGUUAUGUAUUGUACAAUCCAAAUGUCCCGAAGUUGUCUCAAAAAGAGGCAAACUGACAACAGGAGGGUUCGUGCCACCCAUGAUUAUUUUCCCUCGCAAAAAUUCAAGUGAGCAGCUUAAGAAAGGAGCUCCUCCGGGCACCUCGGGAUGGAUUCAGACUGAGAUCUUCACUAAAUGGUUUGACCAUUUUUUGGAAAGGACAAACCCCACCAAAGACAGUCCAGUACUCCUUAUUUUAGAUGGGCAUCACACUCACACUCGAAAUAUUGACGUAGUCAUAAAAGCCCGAGAAAAUUUUGUAACAAUAUUAUGUUUGCCUCCUCAUACAUCGCAUAAAAUGCAGCCUCUGGAUAAAACAUUCAUGGGUGCCCUGAAAACAUUCUACAAUGAGGAAGUAAGGCUAUUUAUGCGGGCACAUAAUAGAGCCGUAACACAUUUUGAUAUGGGCGAGUUAUUUGGAAGAGCCUAUACAAAAGUCCAGACUGCGGAGAGGUCAAUAAAGGGAUUCAGUACAACUGGCAUUUACCCCUUUCGACGAGACGUAUUCUCCGAUGAAGACUUCUUAGCCGAACAGCAAAGACAUCAUGUGCCCCAUCCUGUCACAGCAGAUUUUCCAGAAAAUAAUGAACCAGCGCUAUGUCAUUCACCAAACAUUCUCCCCAAGGAUAUCGCACCAAUACUACAACUGAAAAAAAAAAUAGGCUCGAGAGGAAGAAAACCUGGUCGUGCACGGGUAGUAACCUCAACUCCGAAUAAAGAGGAGUUAGAGGAAUGUAUUAAUCGUUCACGUGAGAAAGUUACUAAGAGACUAAUCAAUGAAGCAGGACCAAGUUCUUUUAAACAAUCUGCGAAGAAAAAGAGAAAAGCACGUUCACCAUCAACAUCACCUUCAUCAUUAACAUCUUCUUCAGAACUCGUUCCCGCAAACUCCUCUGAUGAAGAUGAUCUCCCCCUGUCAUCUUAUAUUAGUCCCAAGCAAUGUGCUGAUUACACGACGGAAUGUAUUUUUUGCCAAGAGAUGUUCACGAUGAGUAAAAGCAGAGAGGUAUGGGUGAAAUGUGUCAUUUGUAACGGAUGGGCUCAUGAAGCUUGCACAAGUUGUGAAGGUGAUAUCUACAUUUGCGGUUUUUGUAAAUAA